Molecule: messenger RNA, 1797 nt
Organism: Fundulus heteroclitus (mummichog)
Lineage: Eukaryota; Metazoa; Chordata; Actinopteri; Cyprinodontiformes; Fundulidae
Product: SCAN domain-containing protein 3-like
Exons: 2
Coding region: 52-1725 (557 amino acids)
Source: RefSeq, a predicted model, not a curated record
AAUGGAGGAACAGAGGCAGUGCCAAAAGCCCAGUGUGUGGAGUGUGGGCUAAUGCUGUCCAACGAAGCUCUCAAGCCCUCAAAACUACAGCGGCAUCUAGAGACCAAGCACCCGAUGCUCGUGGGAAAGCCGGUGGAAUAUUUUAGGAGGAAGGAAAUUGGGCUGCAGAUGCAGAAAAGGUCUGUCGUGUCACUGACAAGCAACUCUAAAUGUGCAUUGAAAGCCAGCUACCUCGUAGCCAGACGUGUGGCACAGAGUAAGAAAGCAUUCACCAUAGCAGAGGAGUUGAUUCUGCCUGCCGCUGUUGAUAUGUGCCGUGAGCUAAUCGGAGAGGCCGCCGCAAAAAAGCUGCUGACCAUCCCAUUCUCUAACGACACUGUGAGUCAUCGUAUCGCGGACAUGGCCUCAGACAUACAGCAUCAACUUACAGAAAGAAUAAAAAGUAGUCCUUUUUUUUCUUUGCAAUUAGACGAGUCCACGGAUGUCACGAAUGCUGCACUGCUGCUAGUUUUUGUUCGCUAUCGCUGGGACAGUAGUUUGCACGAAGACAUACUGUUUUGUGGAGAGCUACCAACACGAACUACGGCUCAGGAAUGUUUCCGCUGCAUGGAUAACUACUUCACUGAGAACGGCCUGGACUGGCAGAACUGUGUCGGGGUGUGCAGUGAUGGUGCAGCAUCAAUGACUGGCAAGCAUCAUGGUGUCAUUACACAGAUACUUGGUCGUGCACCAGAAGCAAAAUGGACACACUGUUUUCUCCACCGUGAAAGCCUUGCAGCAAAACAGAUGUCACCGGAUCUCCACCAGGUGAUGGAUGUAAGUGUGAAAACCAUAAACUUUAUUAAAAGCAAUGCUGUGAACUCCAGAUGUUUUGCUAAGCUUUGUGAGGACAUAGAAGCAGAUCAUGUCCAGCUGCUAUAUCACAGUGAAGUGAGAUGGCUCUCGAGAGGACUGGUCCUCAAUCGUUUGUUUGAACUGAGGAAUGAGGUGUUCUCUUUUCUCACUGAGAAAAAAUCUCAUCUUGCACAUUACUAUGCUGACACAAUGUUCACAGCAAAACUUGCCUACCUCUGUGACAUUUUUUCACUACUGAACCAACUGAACACCUCACUUCAAGGAAGAAACAGCAACAUAUUUUGUGUUGCAGACAAAGUUGAAGCUUUCAAGAGGAAACUUGCUUUGUGGACCAAGAGGGCCCAGGAAAAGAGGAUGGACAUGUUUCCACUUUUGUCUGACAUUUUGGAAAACUCCCCUCAGGUGAAGAUCAGUGACUCAGUCUCCCAGCACCUCUCCCAACUGGCAAAGAAAUUUGGUGACUACUUUCCUGAGGAUCCCAGAGAGGGAAACAUGUGGAUUUUGGACCCAUUUUCAGUGGAUUCCACUUUAAAUGAUGUUGCUUUGCCCUCACACCUGGAAUCCCAGCUUCUGGAUGUUUCUACUGACAGCACUUUAAAGCUGCAGUGGGGCAAACUGGACCUGGGCUCCUUCUGGAUUGCUGUCUCAAAGGAGUACCCAUGUCUUGCACUGAGGGCUGUGAAACUCCUUCUCCCAUUCACAACUACGUACCUGUGUGAAUCAGGAUUCUCCAUCGUGGCCACAACUAAGACCAAAGCCCGAAACAGACUCAGAGCAACUCUGGAGGCUACUCUGAGAGUGAGCCUUUCUCCCAUUCCACCCAGACUGGAUCUGAUUAUGUCUCAGAGGCAGGCCCAAGUGUCUCAUUAAGAGGUGAAGAUAAGAGGGAGUUGUAUUAUUGUUAGGGCUGGGCAACGAUUAAAAUAUUUAAUCGCGAUUAAU